Symphalangus syndactylus (siamang) is the source of this 10176-nucleotide messenger RNA. It is a transcript of the gene PAN3, whose product is annotated as poly(A) specific ribonuclease subunit PAN3. Gene Ontology annotation, biological process: protein phosphorylation; mRNA processing; nuclear-transcribed mRNA poly(A) tail shortening. Lineage: Eukaryota; Metazoa; Chordata; Mammalia; Primates; Hylobatidae. The record is from RefSeq and is a predicted model, not a curated record. Gene Ontology annotation, molecular function: protein kinase activity; metal ion binding; poly(A) binding. Gene Ontology annotation, cellular component: P-body; PAN complex.
GAUGGGGUUUCACCAUGUUGGCCUGGCUGGUCUGGAACCCUGGCCUCAAGUGAUUCGCCUGCCUUGGACUCCCAAAGUGCUGGGAUUACAGGCGUGGGUCACUGCGCCUGGCCAAAAAAUCUUUCAUGUAUCAGUUAUUUAUCACUGCCACAAAUAGGAAGGUUUUUGCUUCUAGUGCACCCAAAAUUUGUCAACAAGAUUAAAUUAAGCAGUUGCUAGUAACUUUGUAUAAAAUUACAGAGUAGAGCUUAGUGCAUAAGGAACAUACUUUACAAAUAUGUAAGAAAUGUAUUUAUACAUAUGCGGCAAAUUUCUAGGACUCAAAAACAGUCAACUCUCAUUUAUCCACAUGCUGUUUCCACUCUAUCUUAAGGGAUAAUUUUUAUAUAUUUUUUGAGACAGGGUCACCUUUUUUUCACCAGGUGACACCAGGGUUGCUGUCACCUAGGCUGUCACUGCAGCCUCGACCUCCUGGCCCAAGCAAUCCUCCCACCUAAGCCUCCCAAGUAGCUGCGACCACAGGAGAAUGCCACCAUGCCCAGCUAAUUUUUUUUGUAGAGACAGUGUUUCCCUAUGUUGCCUAGGCUGGUCUCAGAACUUCUGAGCCAAGUAAUUCUCCUGCCUUGGCCUCCUAAAAUGUUAGGAUUAUAAGUGUGAGCCACAUGCUUGUCCUUAAGGGAGAAUUUUUAAGACUCAGGCUGCUAUCACUAACAUAAUAAUUAACCAUUCAGAAAAUGUGAAGUUUUCCUCCCAAUCUUUAUUAUUAUUAUUAUUUUUGAGAUGGAGUCUCGCUCUGUUGCCCAGGCUGGAGUGCAAUAGCGCAAUCUCGGCUCACUGUAACCUCCGCCUCCCAGGUUCAAGCAAUUCUCCUGCCUCAGCCUCCCGAGAAGCUGGGAUUACAGGUGCCUGCCACCAUGCCUAGCUAAUUUUCUGUAUUUUUGGUAGAGAUGGGGUUUCACCAUGUUGGUCAUGCUGGUCUCAAACUCCUUACCUCAAGUGAUCCACUCACUUCUGCCUCCCAAAGUGCUAGGAUUACAGGUGUGGGCCAAUGCGCUUGGCCUCAAUUAUUAGUAUUUAAUAGAAAUUAACAUUACCCUUCAGCAAUGUAGUCUCUGUUGCUGGGGAACUGCUGCUGGAGGUCAAAUAUACAUUUUAUGAAUAAUUGAUGGAUUAUUUGCAGUUUUGGAUAUAAUCUUCAUUAACAUGAAAAUAACUUAGGGUUGACUACACAUUUAUUUUUAGUAAAGGAAUACUCAACAAUGAACCCUGCUUAAAAAGACAGCCCUACUGUAGGAAUAAGUAGUUGUCUCCUAAAAAAGUGUGGAGAUAGGAAAUGUGUGGCAAAUAAGUUUAUUUUUUAUUAACUGAGAGGGUCUCACUGCUGUGCAGGUUGGCAUGAAAUGGCGUCUUCAAAGCUCACUGCAUCCUGGAACUCCUGAGCCCAAAUGAUCCUCUGCUUCAGCCUUCCUAGUAGCCAGGACUAUAGGCAAGUGCCUCUACACCUGGCUAAUUUUUAAGUUGUUUUGUAGAGACAGGGUCUUGCUAGUUUUCCCCAAGAGGGUCUUGAAAUCCCAGCCUCAAGUGAUCCUCUUGCCUUGGCUUCCUUCCAAAGCAGUGAGGUUAGAGGUGAGAGCCACUGUGCCCUGCCAUGUUGACUUUGAAAAACCCUCUCAUAACUUUCAAUUGUCCUCAAGAAAAAGUUCAACUCUUUUUUUUUUGAGAUGGAGCCUUGCUCUGUCGCCCAGGCUGGAGUGCAGUGGUGCAAUCUCACUGCAACCUCUGCCUCCCAGGUUCAAGCAAUUCUUCUGUCUCAGCCUCCCGAGUAGGUGAGAUUACAGGCGCCUGCCACCACACCCAGCUAAUUUUUGUAUUUUUAGCAGAGACGGGGUUUCACCAUGUUGGCCAGGCUGGUCUUGAACUCCUGACCUCGUGAUCUGCUUGCCUCAGCCUCCCAAAGUGCUAGGAUUACAGGCGUGAGCCACUGUGCCUGGCCAAAAGUUCAAUUCUUUAACAUGGCCCUACAAGGACUUUUGUGGACUCUGCUCCAUUUUCCACUACCACUAUAUUCUAACAAUAAAAGCUGUUUGCCUAGAAUGCUCUUUGACUAUACACUGACUACCACUAGCAGUAAUACUAUUUUUUUUUCCGAGAUGGAGUCUCGCUCUGUCACCCAGGCUGGCGUGCAAUGGCGAGAUCUCGGCUCACUACAACCUCUGCUUCCUGGGUUCAAGUGAUUCUCAUGUCUCAGCCUCCUCAGUAGCUGGGAUCACAGGCGCCCGCCACCACGCCCAGCUAAUUUUUUUUGUAUUUUUAGUAGAGACGGUGUUUCACCAGGUUGGCCAGACUGGUCUCGAACUCCUGAUCUUAGGUGAUCCACCCGCCUUGGCCUCCCAAAGUGCUGGGAUUACAGGUGUGAGCCACUGCGCCUGGCCAAUACUAUUAAUAAUAGUUACAACCUACCGAAUUCUUAUUAGGCAUGGGACAGUUUAUAUACAUUAUUAGUUUAUACUUUAUGAAGUAGGUACUAUUCUUAUUCCAGGUGUACAGACAAGGCACAGAGAAGUGAAGCGAUUAACUGAGAGGAACACAGCUAUUAAAGUGUAGGCACUUCAAUCUGUUUCAAUCCAAAUCUGUCUGAAUUCAAUGAUGUUCCCAAACUUGGAACAUGAAAGUAUCAACUUUCUCCAAGAAGUGUAACGUUUAAUAUCCUCUAAUAGCAAAUGUGAUAAGGUUAGCACUUAAGACAUUGGUUUACAACGGACCUGUGUACUUGAUGCCUCCCCAACCGGAAGAUAAGCCAUCUGAACUCACGUUAAGGCGGCAUGUUCACUUUUGCUUCCCCAGCUCCAUAGUUACGUGUACCACAGUUCCUGGUACACGUAAUGCGUGUUAAUAAAGAUUUGUUGAAUAAUCAAAUAAGCGAAACUGCUUUUAAACAGAAAGCCAUAAUACAAUGUUUUUUUUUUUUUUGAGACGGAGUCUCGCUCUGUCGCCCAGGCUGGAGCGCAGUGGCGCGAUCUCGGCUCACUGCAAGCUCCGCCUCCCGGGUUCACGCCAUUCUCCUGCCUCAGCCUCUCCGAGUAGCUGGGACUACAGGCGCCCGCCACCACGCCCGGCUAAUUUUUUUUGUAUUUUUAGUAGAGACGGGGUUUCACCAUGUUAGCCAGGAUGGUCUCGAUCUCCUGACCUCGUGAUCCGCCCGCCUCGGCCUCCCAGAGUGCUGGGAUUACAAGCGUGAGCCACCGCGCCCGGCCAAUACAAUGUUAUUACCUUCGAAUUUGGCUACAGAACAUCACCAAGCUUACCAGUUCGUGAUCUAGACUCCACUUUUCCCCAUUUUUUCAGUGUGCUACUUUUGCUUAUAUCCAUUCUUCUGUGACUUUGUUUGCCACAAUUCCUUAAAUACUUCCACCCCUCCUUUUCAUAACAGCGAUUUGCCGUUUGUGAACCUCUUCUACAGAGAAAAACUAGAAUGUUACUUUUCCCUUCAUAGCAAUUCUUUAAAAUUUCGGAAAGCCUUUAAAAGGGUAUUAGCGCAAACAUCAGAGAUAGCUGAGGUUAAAACUAUCUUUUCAGAGAUCGCUGAGGUUAAAACUAUCUUUUAAAAAUGAAUUUCACCGUCUCAAAAAAAAAUGAAUUUCAAAUCAAGGCUAGGCUGAUUGGAGAAGAGCAACCUAGUAUAUUUAUAAAGGUCUUCCAGUGCUGUCUAAGCUGGAAGUGUUGUCCCGGGUGGCAUCCUAGUUUUCAUAAUUUACCGAAGGCCCUUGGUAAUAUAAAUGCAGAGAAUAACAGGUGCUGCACUGAGCAGGGGGUCUGUCUAAAUCAACCUUUUUGGCUCCAUUUUUUGACAAAGGGCCAAGUGGUUAGCGUAAUCGGUCCAGUAGUUCUCAUUACCUUCGAGGGGAAGGCGAAAGAGGAGAGGGGCGACGAAAGGAAACGGGGAGAGGAAGUGUGGCAAACAGAAGAUAUUCUUCAGGUAGAGCCAGGGCUCGGGCCGCGUCCCCAGGUGGCCCCUCCAAACGACCGUUUACACUGUCAAUUUUCUCUUUUCAAUGAAAAAAAAAAGACGUCUGGCUUUUUAAGUAAGAGAAUACACAAAUAAGGAAGGUAUCAGGUCUCGUGAGAACUUCGGCGCCAGAUCCGCGUCCGGAACGCCACCGAGAGCCGCCGGUCCAACUGCCGAUAGCUCGCGGAUGCCCCCGGGGGCCCGACGCCGGCCAGGCUUCCCCUAGCGCUCCCGCUACCCAUAAGCCCUCGCGUCUCGGCGCGCACGCGCAGCGGCGACGGCCGUCUCAGGAAGAGGAAAAUGGAAUAAACAACUCGGAGGAACCAGAGCGCGAGAGAGCGAGUGGAGGCAGAAUUUAAAAAUAAACCGGCCCCUCCGCCCUCCCCACCCGCUUGCCGCUGCCGCUCCCUCUUCCCCUGCCCGCGCCCUCGAAGUCCCCGUCUGGGCCCGCGCGCCCACCCCGUCGUCCCGCGCGGCCCCUUUAAGAAAAGAGAACGAGAGAGUGAGUGAGAGAAUCCCAACUCUCCCCCUACCCUCCCUCCUUCUACCCCCUCCUCCCUCCCCUCCCCCCUCUCCCCGGGCGGCUCCGGCUCCCGCAGCGGGACAGACCCACCCGCCCAGGCUUUUAUCCGGCACCGGCAGCGUCUUCCUUUCCUCCCCCGUCUAUGGUGGCGGCAGCGGCGGCUCCUCGGGCGGCGGUGGAAGACGAGGCUGCGGCGUUGCCAUGAACAGUGGCGGCGGCCUCCCGCCCCCCACGGCCGCCGCCUCCCCUUCCUCCUCCUCGCUGGCGGCGGCGGUGGCGGUGGUGGCCCCGCCGGGGAUCGGGGGUGUCCCCGGCGGGGCGGCGGUAGGAGUGAAGCUGAAGUACUGCCGGUACUACGCUAAGGAUAAGACUUGCUUCUACGGGGAGGAGUGUCAGUUCCUGCAUGAGGACCCUGCCGCCGGGGCUGCCCCGGGCCUCGGCCUCCAUAGCAACAGCGUCCCCCUGGCUCUGGCUGGUGCACCCGUGGCCGGCUUUCCGCCCGGAGCCGUCGCGGGCGGGGGAGCUGGGCCGCCCCCGGGGCCCAAGAAGCCGGACCUGGGGGACCCGGGGACAGGAGCCGCAGCCGGCGGAGGAGGCAGCAGCGGGGGACUCGAUGGACCGCGGCUGGCAAUUCCAGGAAUGGAUGGAGGUGCUUUAACUGAUACAAGUCUCACAGAUUCCUAUUUUAGCACCAGCUUUAUUGGAGUCAAUGGAUUUGGAAGCCCUGUAGACACAAAAUAUCCCCUGAUGCAGAGAAUGACUAAUAGUAGCAGCUCCCCAAGCCUUCUAAAUGACAGUGCCAAACCAUAUUCAGGCCAUGAUCCUCUAACAUCACCUGCUUCAUCUUUGUUUAAUGACUUUGGUGCCCUCAACAUCUCUCAGAGACGAAAGACAAGGAAGUAUCGCCUGGGGAUGCUGGAGGAGAGGCUAGUUCCGAUGGGAUCAAAGGCACGAAAAGCAAAGAACCCUAUUGGCUGCCUUGCUGACAGGUGUAAAUCAGGAGUACCCAUCAAUAUGGUUUGGUGGAACAGAGUCACAGAAAACAAUUUACAGACACCAAAUCCUACUGCAAGCGAGUUUAUUCCUAAAGGAGGAUCAACCUCCAGGCUGAGUAACGUGUCCCAGUCAAAUAUGUCUGCCUUCUCUCAAGUUUUCUCUCACCCAUCCAUGGGAAGCCCUGCUACUGCUGGAUUAGCACCAGGAAUGUCAUUGUCUGCUGGGUCUUCCCCUCUUCAUUCCCCCAAGAUUACUCCACAUACUUCUCCUGCUCCCAGAAGAAGAAGUCACACUCCAAAUCCAGCAAGUUACAUGGUGCCUUCUAGUGCCUCUACAUCUGUUAAUAAUCCUGUUUCUCAGACUCCAUCUUCUGGUCAGGUGAUCCAAAAGGAAACUGUUGGUGGGACGACUUACUUCUAUACAGACACAACUCCAGCACCUUUGACUGGAAUGGUGUUUCCAAACUAUCAUAUUUAUCCUCCAACUGCACCUCACGUUGCUUAUAUGCAACCGAAAGCAAAUGCACCUUCCUUCUUCAUGGCUGAUGAACUCCGACAGGAGCUGAUCAACAGACAUUUAAUAACAAUGGCUCAAAUUGAUCAAGCGGAUAUGCCAGCAGUUCCUACAGAGGUUGACAGCUACCAUAGCCUAUUCCCUCUAGAACCACUGCCACCUCCCAACCGGAUACAGAAAUCAAGUAAUUUUGGGUAUAUUACGUCUUGCUACAAAGCUGUAAAUAGCAAAGAUGAUCUGCCAUAUUGCCUUCGGAGGAUACAUGGUUUUCGUCUUGUUAACACAAAGUGCAUGGUGUUGGUCGACAUGUGGAAGAAAAUUCAACACUCAAAUAUCGUAACUUUGCGCGAAGUAUUUACCACUAAAGCAUUUGCUGAGCCCUCUCUUGUGUUUGCAUAUGAUUUCCAUGCUGGAGGAGAAACUAUGAUGAGCAGACACUUUAAUGACCCUAAUGCUGAUGCCUAUUUCACCAAGAGAAAGUGGGGUCAGCACGAUGGACCGUUGCCCAGGCAGCAUGCUGGAUUAUUGCCAGAAUCUCUUAUUUGGGCGUAUAUUGUCCAACUAAGUUCUGCAUUGCGUACCAUUCAUACAGCAGGUUUGGCAUGUCGAGUUAUGGAUCCAACAAAGAUUCUGAUAACUGGCAAAACAAGGUUGCGAGUAAAUUGUGUUGGAGUUUUUGAUGUUUUAACAUUUGAUAACAGUCAAAAUAAUAAUCCAUUGGCAUUAAUGGCCCAGUACCAGCAAGCAGAUCUGAUAUCAUUAGGAAAAGUUGUGUUGGCUUUGGCUUGCAACUCUUUGGCAGGAAUUCAGCGAGAGAAUUUACAGAAAGCCAUGGAACUGGUGACAAUCAAUUAUUCCUCUGACCUGAAGAAUCUGAUUUUGUAUUUGUUGACUGACCAAAACAGGAUGCGAAGUGUAAAUGACAUCAUGCCCAUGAUUGGUGCUCGAUUUUAUACUCAAUUGGAUGCUGCUCAAAUGAGAAAUGAUGUCAUAGAGGAAGACCUUGCAAAGGAGGUUCAAAAUGGAAGACUGUUUAGGCUCCUAGCAAAAUUGGGAACAAUCAAUGAGAGGCCGGAGUUUCAGAAGGAUCCCACUUGGUCAGAAACUGGAGACCGUUAUCUGUUGAAACUCUUUAGGGAUCAUCUUUUUCAUCAGGUGACAGAAGCAGGUGCUCCCUGGAUUGACCUCAGUCAUAUCAUUUCUUGUCUUAACAAGCUAGAUGCUGGUGUGCCAGAAAAAAUAAGCCUGAUUUCCAGAGAUGAGAAGAGUGUACUUGUGGUGACCUACAGUGACUUAAAGCGCUGCUUUGAAAAUACUUUUCAAGAACUGAUUGCAGCUGCAAAUGGUCAGUUGUAGUAUUUGCUAAAAAAGCACGCCAGACAUGGCUAAGGACCUUAACCAAUAGCAAAUUGCACUACAGCUGAACUUUUCAUCAUCUCAUUCACAUUUGGGAAACGAACAGGAGAUGAGCAAAGCUGCUUGCACUUCAGUCAGGUACACUGUUACUUGAAAGGAAGAAUGUUUCACUUACCCAAGAGCUAUGGCUGCCAUUGGAGGCUAUAUCUGUGAAGAAUUUAUUUUAGAUUUAGGAGCACCAUCAGGUGAAUGAUGUUCCUACUUUUGUUUUUUCCACUUGUAUAUGCACUAAUUUUAAUUUUUUAAAGACUUUUUCUGAUCUUUGAACUUUUGCCACAUUGUAUACUUAUUAAGGGAAACUGUUUGCAAGGACAUUUUUGGGAAGCAAUGCUGGGCAGCGUUUUUGCCAUUGAGGGUUGCAGAAUUUGCUCUUUUGGGGAUGGGUUGCCCUGAAUAACAUUAUGGACCAGGUAAAUAAUUUCAUAGAAGUUCAGUAUAGUACGUAAUUCUUGUAAGAGUAUUGUAUGCAAGCUCUCUGUAUGCCACCCACUGUUAGUUCAAAUUGAGAUUUUUGUUUUGUUUUGUUCUUAAGAACAUACCAAGAAAAUACCGGUGAAUUGUUGGAUAUGAAUUCCCUGUUAGUUGAUUUAAAUCCUGUCUGAAUAAAGAUCAGAUAAACAGUAACUGAAGGAGCAUGUAUAGCUCUUUCCUUCAAAUUCAACUAGAGCCUUUUUAAAAAGACAUUUGCCUGCUAGUCAGAUACAUUUACAUUUAUGCACAUUUUUUAAAUAGGAGAAAAUUAAGAAAUUAUGUUAAAGGCCUAAAGUUCAGGAGUAUAUUACUUUAGGUUCUUUCCAGUUUGCUUUUUUUUUUUUUUUUUUUUGGUUAUGAAGUUCUGCUCUUUGAACCACAGCUUUAUUAUGGUCCUUUACACUGGAGACAGACACAGAGACACUGUUCAGAAGAUGAACUAAACUCAGCAGUGGUCUGGUAUCAAGAGCUUUCUGAUGUUUUACAGCCUGAAUUUGGAGGGAUAACGAUCUGCUGUGCCUUUGCAGUCACUGCUUAGCCCAAAGUAAUAGUACUUUUGAUAAUAACUCACUCUGUGCGAUAUUCCUGAAUAAGUCCAUCUCAAAAGUUUGGAAUUUUCCUCCUCUUAACUUUCUUAAUAUUUGGACAUGCAGUUGUCGCCAAACUUGGGUAUUCAUGGAAUUUCAGUAAAUGAAAUACCUAUACUUUGAUACUGAAGACUGCCAAAUACAUAGGAAUUUUCUUUCUUAAAAAACAGUAAUGAAGACUAUAUCUCCUUUCCCAGCACUGAAUGUUUUACUAGCACUGGGUGCUCACCAUGCAACUAUGAAGAAAAUGUGGAAACUCAAAAGGUCAGGACAGACUUCCAAGCACUUGCAACUGAUGUUACUGUCUUCAAUUUUAAUAAUUACACAUAUUUGUAUAUUUCAGAGAAGUUUUUAAUAUUUCUCUGUCCACUUUUUAUAAGCUUUAAAAUGAUUUUCUCCGCCUUGAGAUUUGCAUCAAGAAAAAGCACCUCUCUUCACCUGAAAGCUUUGAGGACUAGAGACACGCUUUACACGUUUUAACAAGUAUAUUGAGUCCAUGUUUGGUAGCAUCAGUUGUUGAGUUGAAAAUUAUUGCAUUUGAUCUGGAUGGAUUUUAAAAGAACAUAAUGUUCAAUAUUAAAAGGAUAAUUAACAUUUGCCACCAUAAUGUUCUUUUUUAUGUAAAAAGAAGAACUUGGAGACAUUAACAUGCAAAAGUCUUUUAUCAUUAGCUCAUGUAUUUGAGGAAGAGCAGCUGUCUUUUUAUAUGUUUUUUGACAAAUCAUAUUGUAAUUCUUUUGUACAAAAAAGAACUACUUGUAUUCUAGAAGAAAUAUGAAAUGCUUAAUUUAUAAGCGGGCUGGAGAUUUUUUCCAAUAUUGUUUUCUUUGAAAAUGAAAGGGGAUCAUCUAUUUUAGUUUUGGGGUAUGGGAACUUUUUGAAAAUUUAAUUUGUGGACCAAUGUUUUGUGAAAGCUAAAGAGGGCAGGGGUUAAAAUAGGGCUUGAAUUUCUCAUUCUGUAUAGACCAGCAAACUUCCCUCUGCAAGGCAAGUUUACAUCACAAAUCCAAGAAUGUUUGCAUCCUAAAUGCUAGUUUGCUUCAGCCCCUAGUUAACCUCAGGACUUGGUUUGCAUAUAAAAGGUAGACAGCUGAUAUGUUUUCAUGAAUAAAUAUUGUCAGCCAGAAAAGGUUGGUGUCAGGUAAUGCAUAUUUUUUUAAGCUUUGUUUUAUAUUUAUUUUUCAUUUAGUUUUUAUUGGGAAUGGUUUUCAAAGAACUCUCAGUUCUGCCUAGGUGUUUUUGGGGGAGCCCUGUUUUCCAUAGUGUAAUUCCAUUUAAGAGGUUGUCUAAAAGUCUUUUUAAUUAAUAGAAAGAUUUUAAUAUCCAAGAGUAGUCAAAUUAAGGAUAUAAACUUUCCACACCUUCCUGUCGUGACAGAUAAAAGCACAGAAAGGACAACCCUUGAAAUCAUGUAACGGUCAUUUCAAUUUUUUGUACCUGUUUUAAAUCCUGUUAGUGUAUUUACUUCAUUGUAAAUAUUUUUGAGGGUACCUUUGUAUUUUGCUUUUGACCUUGGUUCUGUGAUUUGGAUGUCAGCAACUUCCCUAAAAAGCACCAGUAUGUUAAGUUCUAAUGUCAUGACCCAAUUUGUGUUAUUCAUCUUUAAUCCUGUUUUCAGUCUCUAUGUGUACAGCAGUAUUUUUAAUAAAGAAUUACAGAGAUAA